AUGCGAGGAUUAUGGACUCAAGCUUCCCGACCUAGACUGACGGCCGUCUCUCAUCAUCUCUCGUGUGUCGACUCUUUCAGUUCCACACUCGUCCGCAAGACUACGACCAGACCUCCGAGGCGCCGACCGAGCUUCGCUGAGCACGUAUUCACCCUGCUUCUGACUCCCGUCCUCGCCGCUGCUCUAUUUGUGGACACGAGCUGGAAGGCAAAACAAAGAAGAGACUGGGAUGACAAACUUGCUGCGAUCAACCAUGAGAUAUCUCAAUUGAGGGAGCAGGAGCAACGGCUUCGGAGCUCCCUCCAGCUCCGGGACAUCCACUAUGGACUCUAUCAACAGCGGAGGAGUUAUGCCACGGCGGCGUAUGCACAGGUGGAAGUUGAGGAUGAACAGAUCCUCAGCGAAAUUGAGAUGCCAACAUGGGAGGAAGGCAUUUCCAUCGAAGACGAGGUCCCUGCGGACGAGAAUCCACGAAUACGGGAGGUACUCUCUGCCAAAGAAUUCUCGCCGGAGCAGUUAUCCAAUUUCCACCGCUAUCAUCGCCUGAAUGCAGUCACUCUGGCUCUAAGGAUGCUCCUACAUCUCCGCAUUGGCCCCAACCCGUUCUACUCGAUAACUCCCGAGGACGACCCAGUCGACAUUGCGGCCCUCGAUAGCCUCGAUCCUUCCAGCAGGGUUAGUCUUCCCACAGAUACGGAUCGCUUAGUUCAGAUGUUGGCUUUGACCCGCAAGCAGAUGCGUUCCCUCCGGAAGCUCGACGACCUUUUCUACGCGGCCCCUCAGAUCCAAGCGCAGGCAAACCGAGGCGCUCUUCACCGAACAAUCCAAGAUUUGACAGUGGAGUUCGACGCUGGAAAUGUCUCGCUUCCGGGGUUGAUAGACGGGUAUGGAAAGGCCAUCCUUCGAAGCAAAGAAGUGCCUUCCAUAUCUGUCUAUGUCAUGCUCAUCCGCUCGCUGUCCAAGGUAGGGAGCUAUAGCCUUGCCUACCACGCCGCUGCUGCUAUGAAGAAUAGUACGCUGCCGCUUUCGGACCCUGCCAUCUUUUACAUGCUCUUGCAGAUUGGAAGAGCCUGCGACUCGCGGUCACUGAAUAACUUGCUGCACUAUAUCGCAAACUCUGAUAACCCGCUGAAUCUUAUCCACAAGUGGGAGAAAGCACGUGUCCAUGGACUGGACUUGCCCGUGCCAGCCACAUUGAAUCCGAGGCUUCUGAUGGCUCUGGUCUAUGUUGCCCUGAGAUGUGAACAGCCUGACCGAGCGGAGGCAUGGCUAAGCCUGCUCCGGGAGGCCGACUACGGCAGCCUGUGGAAAGACGACUUGUUCAGGAGCUUCCUCGCUUACCACUCGCAGCACGGCAAUUGGGAAGAAGGCAAAAAAUGGAUACAACGAUCCGUCAACCACGCAUUAUCAAUUGCGAAUCAGUCGAUUGAUCGCCUGGCCCGCGUGAUAUACCGCAUGCUAGAUUUGUGUGUGCGUUGCCGCAAACUCGCCGAAUACACAGCCAUUCUCGACGCGGCCGUGGAAUCCGGGAUUGGCCCUCCGCCCGUGCAAAAGUCACAGAACGACUAUAGGAAGUUUCAUCCUAGGACACGCAGUAUCCUCCUCGAGUGGGAAGCUUUGCCUCUUCCAGACAAUACCGAAGCAUGCCCUGUCAUAGACAAAGCCAAAUCUUUUCAGUAUGCAUGCAGGUCUCUGCUUGAGCAACUUUGCCAGACACCGCCAGCUAGAGCAACGAAGCGGCAGGGAGAUGCUGAUGAAGAUCUCGUCCUCAUGGCGAGCACCGCUUCCAAUCCCAACCAGCGCUACGCUGUGCGAAGGCGAGGACAAGACGCUGUGCACUCAAACAACGCCAGUGCACUCGUUCCGGCGGAACUUGAAAAACUACAAAGCAAGCUCGCCGAGCAAGAUGUCCUCAUCUCCGAGAUGAAAGCCAGACUAGAUCUUGCUCUCCUACGCCAGACAUCACAUGAGAAGGAAGCAGCUGGAAGGCAAGAACGAUGGAUUCAGAGCGCCGCCCGUGUGGCCCAAGAAGUGCGUGAAACCAAGGAAGGCUUUGAAAAAUUGCAAGGCAGAUUUGAGGCACAAGAAGCCAUCAUUCUACAGUUGAAAGUCAGAUCGGCUCUUGCGGCCAGCCGUCAACAGUCCUGGCUAGAAGAUGACAGUGAAAGGUCACAAAAAUGGACUGAGAGCACAGUUCAGAUGACAGAACAACUUCAAGAGCUGAAAGACGGGUUUCAGAAGUUGCAAAGCCUUAACGAGAUGUAUGAGCAGGACCGUGUACAGACUCGUCAAGAGAUCGCGGAGUUGAAGGCGGCUGCUAGACUCGUGAACGAGCAAUCGCAAGGCAGCCAAGAUCAAGCGCCUACAACAGGCACAGUCCAUUACAUGCUCCAGAAUGGCGCUUCAGCACGAAGCGAAGCGGCGAAGAAACACGAGAGCUCAAAGCCGAUUGAUGUUCCACCAACGAAGACCCUUCCUCGAGACAACGGUCCCUCGGUAUCCUCAAGCAAAGCGACAAGACAAGCCCUGAAGGCGCAGCAAAAGCAAACCCCCAUGUCCCAACCACAGGAAAGCAGCGGCAUAGAUAUGAAUGAUCUCCCAGCAGAUGAAGACACUCUACGCACGACGGUGACAACGCCGAAAGAAGCGGGCAAAAUGACCAAGUCGGCCCGAUUACAGUACGAGUCAAACACCGCAAAGGCGGAACAGAACCCAACAGGAGGCCCGCCGUCCACGGAAAAAGCAAAGUCCCAGGACACGAGGAAAUCCCCGUCAAGAAGAGCACAAUCGACUCUACCAUCACGAAUUAGAAAAGAAACCAUUUCGCCGUCCAUCCUAUUGCAACCCCCCUCCGAGGCGGACGUCAGAGAUAGCACGACAAGCACAGAUGGCCCACCACACGACGACAACACUCCGACCAUCACCAAGAUUUUCCAUACAGGUGCCAAACAGUGGCAGCAGAGGACACCCUCGAACAACAGUCCAGAUAGAUUGGUCCGGUUUGGGAGCAGGAGGGUGCGGCUCAAUGCUCGUAUAAAACCGAGCCUGGAUACUCGUACAGUCCAGCCCGACUGA
Cladophialophora carrionii CBS 160.54 is the source of this 3075-nucleotide messenger RNA. RefSeq lists its product as uncharacterized. The record is from RefSeq and is a predicted model, not a curated record. The transcript has a single exon. Bases 1 to 3075 code for a protein of 1024 amino acids. Lineage: Eukaryota; Fungi; Ascomycota; Eurotiomycetes; Chaetothyriales; Herpotrichiellaceae.